AUGGAACCUUACACUGGAACAAUUAACAGCGGAGGAGCUAAACCCGAAAUUAAAAUAGAUGAACUCACUUCGGAAAGAGUUAAAUUCAUACUUACUAACACAGAUCUAAGCAUGGCAAAUGCCCUAAGACGCAUAAUGAUAGCAGAAGUAGCUACUAUUGCGAUUGAUAUGGUCGAAUUUGAAUUAAACACUUCCGUGUUAGCUGAUGAAUUCAUUGCACAUCGUUUGGGUUUGAUACCUUUAGAUAGCACAGAAGCUGAAAAAAUAAAAUAUUCUAGAGAAUGUAGUUGUCAGGGAGCCUGCAAAGAAUGCAGUGUGGAAUUAAAUUUACACGUAAAAUGUACAGAAGAAGAUACUACUAAAGACGUAACUAGUCGAGAUCUUGUCAGUAAUGAUCCGCGAGUUACACCUAUUCAAGAUGGUCCAAAGGAUCCUGGUAUUCUAAUAGCUAAACUUCGUAAAGGUCAAGAAAUUAAAGUUAAAUGUAUAGCCAAAAAGGGUGUAGCAAAAGAGCAUGCUAAAUGGAGUCCUUGCGCAGCUGUUGCUUUUGAAUAUGAUCCAUUUAAUAAGUUAAGGCAUGCUCAUUAUUGGAUUGAGGAACAUGAGAAAAAGGAAUGGCCUGCAAGUAAAAAUGCCGAAAAAGAUUUUCCUCCAGGAGAUGAUGAAGUAUUUGAUUUCACUGCUAAACCUAAUAGGUUUUACUUUGAAGUCGAAACAAUAGGCUCUAUGAAACCCGAAGAUAUUGUGAUGAAUGCAUUUAAGAAAUUAUUGGAAAAAAUUUCAUCAGUUCAAAUGGGAUUGACAACAAAUGAUGUUAAUGCAAUCAAUAGAGAACCUCCUCGAGAAUUUUAG
Messenger RNA from Diversispora eburnea, 852 nucleotides. Lineage: Eukaryota; Fungi; Glomeromycota; Glomeromycetes; Diversisporales; Diversisporaceae. The record is from the annotation of a GenBank genome assembly.